Stegodyphus dumicola is the source of this 1413-nucleotide messenger RNA. RefSeq lists its product as uncharacterized. The record is from RefSeq and is a predicted model, not a curated record. Lineage: Eukaryota; Metazoa; Arthropoda; Arachnida; Araneae; Eresidae.
AUGCACACACCAUCCGCGAAUAUUUCGGGAUCAAGCGCUGCUUUAAAUGUCAACAGCUUGGCCACCUACAAGUCUUGUGUCAUUGCAAAUACCAGUACUGCACGUACUGUGCAGGUCCACACCACGUGCGAGACUGCCACGCACGAAAACCAGCAUGCAUCAAUUGUGGGGAUGCAAAUCAUAAGCACGGAAUGCAGUACGAUACCAGGCACCCAGCUUACCACCAUGCCUGUCCUGAGUAUCAGAGAACAGCAAAACGAGUCAGAGAUGCCACGGAAUAUUAACACAGACAAUAAUGGCAACGCCCAGACGCAAGACACGUCUGUUGGUCAUUUCCCUACACGAGCAGAUCCAAUGACAGAUUUCAACAUACGACACAUUGACCAAAGUGCACUAAAAAUAGUUCAGAUUAACCUGCAAAGAGCCAGAGCAGCAACGGCGCAAGUCAUUCAGUACGCCAUGGAAACGGAAACAGACUUCAUCAUAGCCCAGGAACCUUACCUUUACGAUAACAGAGUGUCCGAAUUUCCCCUCUCGUUGACUGUAUUUCAGGCAACACUGCACACUGCAGAAGGCACGCGAACAGCAAUAAUAUGCUGCCAACAGAAAUGGUCUCCCACCAUCACUCUAGCCUCACGCGAUUUCACCACCAGAGCAAGAGUCUACAAAGGAGGCAGUACUCUCCAAGAUCCUGGAUGCAGUCUUUCCAACGACAGUCAUGAGGAAUUCACAGAAAAUUCUCACCUGGCAUACCAGCUCUUCACGACGGCAACUGACGAUCCUCCCUUUCAGGAUCCGGAAGUCAACGCUAUCAUGCGUAUUCUGCCCAAGCGAAAAGCACCAGGCCCGGACUCGCUUGAUUACAGCAUAGUCAAAGCUGUACACAAGGAAAAACCCGGAUUCCUCUGCAAGUAUUUCAACAAAUUGCUGGAGCACAGGUAUUUUCCAGUGGCAUUCAAAACGGGGCAAGUAGUCCUCUUUGCCAAACCUGAGAAGCAUCCGAAUGACCCAGCCUCCUUCCGCCCGAUAUGCUUGUUGUCGGCAAUAGGGAAGGUUUUAGAAAAACUUGCAGUCACAAGACUAAAGCAUCACCUCACCCGGAAAAAAUUCCUGUCGCAGCUACAAUUCGGUUUCAGGGAAAGCAUAUCAACGGUCCAUGCCCUUGAUCUCCUGCAGAAAGAAAUCACGGAAGCUCGCAGUAACAAUCAACACGUAGCAGUACUAAGUUUAGAUCUCCAAAGUGCAUUUGAUUCCUUGUGGUGGCCUGCUGCGCUCGAAGUUCUGCACACUGCUGAUAUUCCAAACAAUCUUUUACAGUUUUUCAAAAGUUACCUCAGCAACAGACAAUUCAUAGUUGUGCAUGACAGAGGAAUCAUUACCAGACAACAGACCAGGGGCAGUCCACAGGGAUAA